CCAUGGCUGCCUCUCUCUUCCGCACCUCUGCCCGCACUGCCCUGCGCGCCGGAGCUUCGGCCACUCCUCAGACUGCCGGUCUCGCCGGCCUGACUUUUGCCCGCGGCAAGGCCACCCUCCCGGAUCUCGCCUACGACUAUGGCGCGCUCGAGCCCGCCGUCUCCGGCAAGAUCAUGGAGCUCCACCACAAGAACCACCACCAGACCUAUGUCAACAGCUACAACGCCGCCAUUGAGCAGCUGCAGGAGGCACAGGCCAAGAGCGACAUCGCGGCCCAGAUUGCCCUGAAGCCCCUGAUCAACUUCCACGGCGGUGGCCACAUCAACCACACCCUCUUCUGGGAGAACCUGGCCCCCAAGAGCGCCGGCGGUGGUGAGCCCCCGGCGGGCGCCCUGUCCACGGCCAUCAACGACAGCUUCGGCAGCCUGGAGGAGUUCCAGAACAAGAUGAACGCUGCUCUUGCUGGAAUCCAGGGUAGCGGCUGGGCCUGGCUCGUCCGGGACAAGCAGACCGGCAGCGUCGGCAUCAAGACCUACGCGAACCAGGACCCUGUUGUCGGCCAGUUCCAGCCCCUGCUGGGCAUUGACGCCUGGGAGCACGCCUACUACCUCCAAUACCAGAACCGCAAGGCCGAGUACUUCAAGGCCAUCUGGGAGGUGAUCAACUGGAAGGCGGUGGAGAAGCGCUUCGCCGCGUAA
This is a messenger RNA of Aspergillus heteromorphus CBS 117.55, 698 nucleotides long. RefSeq names its product superoxide dismutase sodB (gene sod2). Gene Ontology annotation, biological process: superoxide metabolic process. The annotation marks the transcript as partial. NCBI's taxonomy places the organism in Eukaryota, Fungi, Ascomycota, Eurotiomycetes, Eurotiales, Aspergillaceae. The record is from RefSeq and is a predicted model, not a curated record. Gene Ontology annotation, molecular function: metal ion binding; superoxide dismutase activity. Gene Ontology annotation, cellular component: mitochondrion. The transcript has 4 exons.